Messenger RNA from Pogona vitticeps (central bearded dragon), 4372 nucleotides. RefSeq names its product mitogen-activated protein kinase 6 (gene MAPK6). NCBI's taxonomy places the organism in Eukaryota, Metazoa, Chordata, Lepidosauria, Squamata, Agamidae. Gene Ontology annotation, biological process: protein phosphorylation. Gene Ontology annotation, molecular function: MAP kinase activity; ATP binding. The record is from RefSeq and is a predicted model, not a curated record.
UGCCUGCCUGGCCCGCCUCGCUCUCUCUCUCUCUCGGUGUCUCUCUGGGGCUCUUACAUGGCCGUGGCCGCGGCCGGGCCGAGAGAAUCUUCCGCGGGCGCCCAGGCCGGGCCGAGUCGGCGCGUCGGUUUCCCCGCUUCUUCCUCGCCAUUCCCUCAGGAGGCGAAGGAGGCGAGGCCGAGGCUUUCGCCUUCCUCCUCCUCCUCCUCCUCGCCGCCGCCGUCGUCGUUCUCCCCCAUGAGCCUGGGCAGCCGGGUUUUUGCCAGAUAAGAUGGAUGGCAGCUUUGAUUGUGAUUGUGGCGAGCUGGAGCCACCUGAUCAUUAACUAACGGCAUCUUUUGUAAACCAAGAGUUGCCUCUUCCUUGAUGAACUAGGCCAUAAACAAAAGGAAACAAAAACCGAAAAAAGCAAGAGGAGAAAAGUGUGCUUACCAGCUUCACAGAAUGAAGCUGCUCAGGGCCUGUCCAACACUGAAUGUAUCUGCACUGUGAGGAGGAUGUUAGUAGAAGUCUGUUAUGUGCAUAUUUAUUCACAUUUUUGUUAAAUGUUAGCCAGUUUAGCACAGUAGAUCGGAGUGCGUAAUAUAAUGUCACUUCAUUCCGUUUUGAUUUACUAGUAUUUCCUUUUAAUGUCUGCGGAUAUGCUGCACCUUGCUUGAACUAUGAAUGCUGCAACCUCUCUCUCUUCGCUCAGUUUGAUUUGUAGUGUAAGUUCUAUGUCUCAAGGGGUUCCAUCAGGCCGGGUUGGCUGAGGAGGCAAUGAAAGUGUCAAGAACCCAUCCUGCAAUCAGCCAGGCGUUUUUCUUCUCCCUUUCUGCAAGAUCCUUCAUAUACCAGUUGAAGCAUCUCUCCCUUUCUAUACAAGCUUAAUAGUUUUAAGAGGGGGGAAAAAAAACCAGACCACACCAAAUUUUCAAAAUGGCAGAGAAGUUUGAAAGUCUGAUGAACAUUCACGGCUUUGAUGUAGGCUCUCGCUAUAUGGACCUGAAACCAUUGGGCUGUGGCGGCAAUGGCUUGGUUUUCUCUGCCGUCGAUAACGACUGUGACAAAAGAGUCGCGGUCAAGAAAAUUGUCCUGACCGAUCCUCAGAGUGUCAAACAUGCUCUGCGUGAGAUCAAGAUCAUUCGAAGGCUUGACCAUGACAACAUUGUUAAAGUGUUUGAAAUCCUGGGUCCCAAUGGGAGUCAACUGACAGACGAUGUGGGCUCUCUGACAGAACUGAACUGUGUUUACAUUGUCCAAGAGUACAUGGAGACAGACCUGGCCAACCUGGUGGAGCAGGGCCCCUUGCCGGAAGAACACGCCAGGCUCUUCAUGUACCAGCUGCUACGUGGGCUCAAGUACAUUCACUCGGCAAAUGUUCUGCACAGAGAUCUCAAGCCAGCUAACCUGUUCAUCAAUACCGAAGACUUGGUGCUGAAAAUUGGGGACUUCGGCCUUGCACGGAUCAUGGACCCUCAUUAUUCCCAUAAGGGCCAUCUUUCUGAAGGAUUGGUAACGAAAUGGUACAGAUCGCCUCGCCUUUUGCUGUCGCCCAACAACUAUACAAAAGCCAUUGACAUGUGGGCUGCAGGCUGCAUCUUUGCUGAAAUGCUGACAGGGAAAACUCUCUUUGCAGGCGCACAUGAACUUGAACAGAUGCAGCUGAUUUUGGAAUCAAUUCCUGUUGUGCAUGAAGAAGACCGCCAGGAACUUCUGAGCGUAAUUCCAGUUUACAUUAAAAAUGAUAUGACUGAGCCACACAAACCUUUAACUCAGCUCCUCCCAGGGAUUAGCCGUGAAGCACUGGACUUCCUGGAACAAAUCCUGACCUUCAGCCCCAUGGACCGAUUGACAGCAGCAGAAGCUUUAUCCCACCCCUAUAUGAGUAUUUACUCCUUUCCAACAGACGAGCCCAUAUCAAGCCAUCCUUUCCACAUUGAGGAUGAGGUGGAUGACAUUCUGCUCAUGGAUGAAAGUCACAGCCACAUCUAUAACUGGGACAGAUACCAUGACAGUCAGUUUUCAGACCACGAGUGGCCUGUUCACAACAACUUUGAAUCCGAUGAAGUUCAGCGUGACCCAAGGGCUCUUUCUGACGGGACUGAUGAAGAAGAGGUGCAAGUGGACCCUCGCAAAUACCUGGAUGGCGAUCGUGAAAAAUACCUGGAGGACCCUGCUUUUGAUACCCACUUUUCCACUGAGCCUUGCUGGCCCUAUCCAGAUCACCAUGAAAACAAGUACUGUGAUCUGGAAUGCAGUCAUACCUGUAAUUACAAAAGGCGGUCCUCUUCGUACCUAGAUAAUUUAGUCUGGAGAGAGAGUGAGGUGAACCAUUACUAUGAGCCCAAGCUCAUAAUCGAUCUUUCUAACUGGAAGGAACAGAGCAAAGAGAAGUCAGACAAAAAAGGAAAGUCAAAAUGUGAAAGGAACGGAUUGGUGAAAGCUCAGAUAGCUCUGGAGGAAGCCACACAGCAGUUUGUAGAAAAGGAGAAGAAGCAGGGGUUUGACUUUGAUUCCUUUAUAGCAGGAACCAUCCAGCUGAGUUUGCAGCCGGAGUCGUCCACGGAGAUUGAGAAGCUCAAUGACCUGAACAGCUCUGUGUCCCACCUAGAGCCGAAAGGCAUUGCCAAGUCAGUCAGCCGAGAGAAGCAGGAGAAGGGCAUGGCCAACCUGGCCCAGCUGGAGGCUCUGUACCAGAACUCCUGGGAGGGCCAGCAGCUGGUCAGUGGCGGGGAAGAGUCCUUCCUCAUAGGCCAGUUUUGUUGUGAAGUCAGGAAGGACGAGCAGAUAGAGAAGGAGAAUCCCUGCACCAGUUACCUGGACAGGUUUUUUAGCAAGAAAGAAGAGGCAGAGAUAGUAGACUCCGAGCCAGUUGAUGAUGGGAAGCCGGGGGAGAAAGAGAGAGAGGGAAGCUUUUUAAGUCAUAGUGGGGAAUUUCUUUUCAAUAAGCACCUCGAAGCGAUAGGUAUUCCUCAGUUCCACAGUCCCGUUGGCUCACCUCUUAAAUCAAUACAAGCCACACUAACACCUUCUGCUAUGAAGUCAUCUCCUCAGAUUCCCCAUAAAACAUACAGCAGCAUUCUGAAACACCUAAACUAAACAGCAGACAUUUCCUUUUUUUGUACUCAUGAAACGUGUGUUCUUUUUUAUUGUAAUUUUUUUACUUGAAAAUCAAAUGAUGUUAACUUUGGUAUGGAUUUCCUUAAUUUCCUGUUUACCCUUGGUUUUGCAAUCCAGACUUUUCUUUACCUGACAGUUCUUUUUUUUUUAAACUGGCAUGUCAUUUGCACACAGAGGUAAAAGAACAGAGCAAAACAGUGCAGAUUGCAGGAGAAAGCAAGAAGAAUAUGCACUAAACCAGCUUAGAAACACUCUCCGUUUAAACCGUUCAUGCUUUGCAGGGUUAAGAAUCUUGCCUUGAAAAUUCACACAGUGAGAUUAUACAUAAUUGCAUGAAAAUAUCUAUUUUUUCCCUGAAACAUUUUUCAUUCAUAUGUAUUUUAAAAAAAUUUUCAUACUGUACACAUUUCUUAGGCACAUGAUACCAGCAGCAACUGUAAAUGAAUGCAGAAUUUGGUACGCAUGUGUUAUCUACCUCAAGGUAACAGCAGUAUGUGGCAAAACAUUGACCACCUGUAGUGCUUUUUGUAACGCACUUCCAUAUAGCCAGCAUUGUUGUAGUAGGUGGUAUUACAGAGAAAACUCAUUCAAUAUUUAUAAAUAUUCUGGUAUGCAUUCUUUAUAGUGGGAAUGUUAAUAUGCAGCGUUUUUAUUUAUUUUAGCAAAUUAUAUUUUCUGUAAUGAUAGAAAGUCAAAUUUUUUGGACUUGCUUUACAGAUAAAGUUCUUGUUAGCACUAUGGUUUAUUGCCUACAUCGCUGAAACAGAUUAAAUGACAUCCCCUUAUUCUGAGGUGAUCCAUACAGGUUUUUUUUAAAAAGAGUUUUCACUUCAAGUCAGGCACUCGCUGUGUAUAGGAAUUUGCAGUUUGGAGGUGCCUGAUCUCUACAAAGAAAUUAGGAAUUGUUUUAUUAUAAAAUGCUCCUAGAAGUCUUAAUUGUGUUAAUUUUUUAAAAACAAUUUUUGUAAUGUUAGCUGUGUGCAUGGAAACAAUUAAGGUACAACAUUACUGUAGGUUAAAAGUUCUAUCUUGUCAGGCAUUUUGGUUUUAUUCUAUGUUUUUAUUGAAUGAUACCCUUGUCUCAUUCCCAGAGCAAAGCAUGAGUGUAAUUAGGUUAAAUGUAGCAUGUAGCUAAUCGGUCUUCUGGAAGUUUGUUUUGCCUUCUGGGUUCUGUUUUUGGUUUUUUAUUUUUAUUUGUUUGGGAAACUAUGUACCAUUGGCUCCCCUGUUUUAAAGAAAGAAACCAAUAAAACACGGCCAGCGAAACAGA